This is a messenger RNA of Giardia duodenalis, 462 nucleotides long. RefSeq lists its product as uncharacterized. The transcript has a single exon. NCBI's taxonomy places the organism in Eukaryota, Fornicata, Diplomonadida, Hexamitidae. The record is from RefSeq and is a predicted model, not a curated record. Bases 1 to 462 code for a protein of 153 amino acids.
AUGUGUAUAAAUCACACAGAACGUCUGGCGACAAAUGACCAAGGGGGUAAAAGAGUCUUGAAGAAAAGGACCUUGAAGAAAGGGGUCUUGAAGCAUGCUAGACCACUUUGCUUUCUCCUUAUUACCUCCGACCCAGCGUACAAUCACUUGCGACAGCUUUGCAUAAGACUAGCGACCUUUAAGAAAUAUAUCGGCAAGGUUAUUUCGCUACCAGAUUCGCCUGCAGUUACCGCUGCUGCUAAUUCAGAAGAUUCAGAACGACAUAGCGGGACAAUACCUGAUCCCCAUGACCUAUUGCAACGUGCACGGAAAGAACUGCGACAGGUAGCAGCAAUAGUACAAGAUGGUAGUCUUAUAGCCGAAAUUGCAUCUGCAUCCACGCAAGGGAAUAGAGUAUUUCUAUACACACUAAAGGAGAUUGCGCAGAGCACCUUUUACUUUUUUCUGUGGUAUAUUUUGUAG